AUGGACUCUGAAAUACUUCCUAGUCUCCCCAUAGGACUUGUGACUGGCAUCGUGCACAAGCGCACCCCGCCCGUGCAGCCCCGGCUUGCGCGCAGCUCUGGUCUCCCCUCUGAAGCGCAGACAGUCUCCAGCCCGCAGCCUGCAAAGCCGCGCUGCCUGGGCAUCCCCCUUGGAGCGUGCAGCGGACCUGGGACCUCGAACCCUCGGACGUGCGCGGUAGCCUCGGAACGCUUACAUAUCUGGAGCGCGGCGACUGUCCUUGAGCGCCGUGGGGCGAGCUCGCAGCCCGAGCGCCGGAGCAAGAGGAGGCGCAGGAGCAGCGGCGCCCGAGCACCCGAGGGGGUCCGAACCCCGGCCGCCGGUCAGCCCCGCGCCACAAAGGGAGCGCCCCCGCCGCCUGGCACGCCACCUCCCUCCCCAAUGUCCUCGGCCAUCGAGAGGAAGAGCCUGGACCCGUCUGAGGAGCCAGUGGAUGAGGUGCUGCAGAUCCCCCCGUCCCUGCUGACAUGCGGCGGCUGCCAGCAGAAUAUUGGGGACCGCUACUUCCUGAAGGCCAUUGACCAGUACUGGCAUGAGGACUGUCUCAGCUGUGACCUCUGUGGGUGCCGGCUGGGGGAGGUGGGGCGGCGCCUCUACUACAAGCUGGGCCGGAAGCUCUGCCGGAGAGACUAUCUCAGGCUUUUUGGCCAAGACGGUCUCUGCGCUUCUUGUGACAAACGGAUCCGUGCCUAUGAGAUGACAAUGAGGGUGAAAGACAAAGUGUAUCACCUGGAAUGUUUCAAAUGUGCCGCCUGUCAGAAGCAUUUCUGUGUGGGCGACAGGUACCUCCUCAUCAACUCCGACAUCGUAUGUGAACAGGACAUCUACGAGUGGACUAAGAUCAACGGCAUGAUAUAGGCUGGAGUCCCCCUACCCCACCCCCACCCCAGGGAGGGUAUCAUUUCCCUGAAGUCACUGUCUCCAUGGGGGACUUCACUCACAGGCACUUGGGGGACUGGAGGGUGGGAUGAGGCAUUUCUUAGGGGAUGGUAGACUCUCACUGGGCACCAAGAUGCAGCAUCCAAGGGACAUAUGGAAGGGACCAUAUGUAAAUGUGACAAAAGGAACAUCCUGUAGGGAGCACUUAUGGCCCCUCUGUAGUAACUAACAUGGCUAGCGAAAGAGAAGUGGGCGGCGUCAGGUGCUGUGGACCUUCACGUCUGCAGACAGAGACUUCUUAGCAGGUUGACCUUUGAAAAAGAAAGAUGUGCAAUUCUUUCUUUCCUGGCUUUUAUAACAGCCCUUCCUGGCUUUUAUAACAGCCCUGUCCCGGUCACUGUCCUCCACACACUGGAAGGACAGAGGAGAGUGGUCAUCCUUUUAUUCUUGGCCACCCUCCCAAGGCCUUAAGCUUUGGACCCAAGGGAAAGUGCAUGGAGACAGAUUUUAGAUGCGAAUGAAAGCUGCAACUUUUAACCAAACAAUUAUUUAAAGCAAUGCUGGUGAAUCACUGUUUUUAGACACCUUCAUUUUUGAGGUGAGGCGUUCCACAGAUUGUUUCUAUACAAAUGUAAAUCUAAAACAAAAAGUCGCUCAACUAUUUUAUUAUCUUAGAUUAUAUCAAACUAUUUGUUGUGUGUAGUUUAAAAAAAAAAACAACUCUGCAAACAAUAAAAAACAACCGACUAAAAUGCAGUGUUGUUUUUUUUGAUAAUGACUCACAAUUUGGGGUGGCAGGAAAAUGGCUUUUUAUAUUGUCACAGAGAAGUAAAUAAGCAAUUUACUUUUAGGUCAAAUAAAAACUUGCGUUUAUUGCUUGGGUUUAUACCAGGCAGGCACGUUUCUAUAUUACUAGCAAUUAUGUAACAGGUCAUCAUGUAGCUCAGAGGGAUGUAGAAUAAUUAAAUUGUUAUUGUAAAACCUGCAUUUCACUUGAGCGUUGUACAGAAUGAACGGAAGGCAAGAUCAUUGCCUUUGGGAAACCUGUAACCUAGAAAGGACACAAAAGCAUAAAACAGAUUCCCUUUGGGAGAGAAGGUAAUUACCUAGUGUGAAAUGUGGCAAAGAUGCUGAGCUUGACACUUCGAUUUUUCCAAGACGUGUGUCUCAGGGUAUUUUAUGACAAGUGGUUAAGAGGACCUUACUUUGAGGAUUUAAAGCAGGCACCUCUGAGUGUUUGCCUUGCACCCUAUUCAGGCUGCCAUGAACUGACUCAGAGCACCACCUGCUGGUCAUCACCUCAGCGCCCUAUUUCAAGAAAUGUCCCAAGGAAUGACAAGCCUUGGUGAAUAUACUGCCUCAUUAAUUCAUAAAAAUAUUGACCAGUACCAAGAAGUCUUAAUGUGUUUAAUCAUCAUGACGUCAUCAACUGACUCGCACUCUACAGUUAAUUAACUGAUAUUCCUUUAAGACCUUGGUCACUGAGAUUUGGUUUGUUUCUUCUUCCAGAAGAGAAAUAACGAGGAGUCCCUUGACCUGUAAGACGCUAAAAGUGGUUGGGGAAUUUGGCUGUUUAAGGUGGCCUACUUAAAGCAAGUCUAAUUAUAUUGCAUUCCAACUCUCUGGGAGUCAGCAGCUACCAAGGAGGGGACACUUGUUCUAAGUCACCCGUUCUCAAAUUGUGGUCUCUGAACCAGCAGUAUCAGCAUCACCUGGGAACUUAUUAAAAGUCAAGAUUUAUGGGCUCCACCCCAGACAGUGAAUCGGAAACUCCGUGAAUGGGGUUCAGCAAUCUGUGUUUUAACAAGUCCCAAGGACGAUUUUGACUCAUGCUCACUUUUGAGAAUGGCUGCUUUCACACAUUCCCCAGUUAGGAAGAACACGUGGUCUAAGUGAGUAAGAGCUUAUAUUUGACACAAAGACAAUCCCUGAGUAGUGUUUCCACAAGUCGACAAACCUUGUUUAGCCAUUGUCUCUAAACUGAAAAAUCUUAGAUAAUUUUGUCACUCAGCUAACCACUGUCACCUACCAGAUCACAAUUCAAACCAUCAUUCAUAACCAGGUUGACAUGAAUAAUAAUAAUAGAUUUUAGCUAUGCAAUUAUGAGCAGUGGUUGGUAAAAAUUUUAAAUGAUGCUUGCUUUGGAAAUGCGAAUUUUAUUCUUAAUCCCUGUGGUAACACAACACCUGCGCAAUGCAAGAAAUCAGUCGACUCCCUUGUCACCCUGCAGAAAGCAACAAUGAACACAUUCCACGUGUUAAUGGCACCAUUUUGCAGAAUUGCAAAUGCACAACCUGAGUCUCCAUGAUAAGUCACCCCAGAGCCCUAAUGCCUAACCCACAACUGAAUUUGAGAGGAAAGAUAUGUGAGGAGACUUAGCAAGGGACCAGCGCUCAGACUAUCCUGACAGCCCUUGCCUGAACCUGCAACCCACACGCCUUAGACCCGGAGUCAGGGGAACCAGAUACCCACUACCCUGGUGCAAGUCUUGAUUCAGGAGUUUGCUGAGACAUUUUGCUUCCUCUGCCUCUUUCAUGUCUCUGGCCCAAACCAGCUUCCCUUUAUUGCAGUAGAACUUCUACUUUUCAGGGAACCUUGGAAUCCUACAAAGUUAAAACAGAGCCUUGGCUAGGAACUUUAUCAUCUGAAGACUUGGGUGGAAUUGCAAUGUUAUGACUUCUUUUUCUUAACAACUUUCAGGCACUGACCAUGUGCCAGGCACUACUUGAGGUAUUUUACAAAUAUUAUCUCCUUUAAUCUACACAACAACCGUAGGUGGCAGUUUCUAUUUAUUGUCCUCUGCAUUUUACUGCCAGGGAAACAAGCAUAGAUAGGUCUUCAGCAAUAAAUGACAGAAGUAGGCUGUAACCAUGGCCCUCAUCCUGGUGCUCUGUUACCUUUCUCUUAGAAACCUGAAGCUCAAGUUUCUCAUCUGCAAAACAGAGACAAUUAAUACCUUUCUCCCUAGGUUAUUUCAAAACAUUUGAGUUCAGCCUAGCCAGAAAUAUAACCAAAACACAAGAUUAGCACCAUAAUAAAGAUAAGUAAAUAGUACUAUUAUAACACAGAUAAGGGAACAAUUAAAUCAGCCCAGGGGUGACAGUCUGGGGGUCAAGAGUAGGUGACAUUUCAAAUGACCUUGGAUCAGAAAGGAGGUUACACAGGCAGGAACAAGACUCAGAGAUCUUGGGGCCUCCCUGAUGGCACAAGAGGUUAGGUCUCAGCACUAUGAAGCUAUCUGCAGCCACUGCAACACUACUUCAAUCCCCAACCAGGGAGGUGACCCACAUGGUACAGCAGACCUCUCCUGUCUCGCCCACUUCUCCCCUAAGCAGUGUAUUUCAGUAGAUCCGUAGAUCUUCCUGUUCUGUUUCCCACUCUGUUUCUGGUGAAUCCUCUCCCCACCCCAGCUCUUGUUUGCAUAAAUAAAUCAAUCUUUGUUUAAAAAAAGACACAGAGACCUUGGCCUUGCAGAGCAAGUAGUCAGGUGAGCCCAGAGCUUCCCUGGAGAUGGUGGUAGCAGUACUGGGCACCGGCUGGAGAGUGGCUGGGGUGGGAGGUAAAAGGGUUUAAACUCUGGUUCUGUCAUUUUCUGGUGGGAUCACCUCUGAUUGUCAGUCCCCUUAUAGGAGGAUACUAUCAUGUCAGGCACAAGAUCUUGACACAGUGACCAUUGCUGAUUUGACAUUGAACCCUCUGCUCCAACCCCUCCUCUUCCAGUGUGCCGCCUCUUAUAAGCGGUUUUCAAACUCUAGUGCUCAGGAGUCUCCUGAUUAAUAAGAGAGGUUGUCAGUCUGAAGGCCCCUGGACUGUCCUACAAAUGCACAGAACCAGGAUCUCUUAGGUGGGACCCAGGGGUCUACAGGCCUGCAAGCAAUCCCCUCCUUUGCUGUUGCAGUUUGUGCAGGUUAUUUCCUGACUUGAUUAAGCUGUAAACGCUAGAGUUCCUAGAGGGCAGAGACAGUGUCACCGCUUGUCCCUAUGACCAGACCCUAGCACUUGCCUGGCACCCACUAAGCAUUUAUGUGUUAAUGAAAUAACUUCUUGACUCCCCUCGCAGCUUCCACAGCAGUUCUUGCCCAAAAUAUUUUCUUUGAUUUUCAACUCUGUUCUUUUCUUUAAAAUUUCAUUUGGUAAGGCGGCCUUGUCUCAAAUUAGCCUGUGCAUUCUUCAGCAUCGCUUACAACAAUUAGGCCAAUGUUUUCCAUAUGGGAAAGAAGGAAUAAAUAUUUAAG
Talpa occidentalis (Iberian mole) is the source of this 5153-nucleotide messenger RNA. It is a transcript of the gene LMO2, whose product is annotated as LIM domain only 2. Bases 1 to 897 code for a protein of 298 amino acids. Gene Ontology annotation, molecular function: DNA-binding transcription factor binding; transcription coactivator activity. Gene Ontology annotation, cellular component: nucleus. Gene Ontology annotation, biological process: positive regulation of transcription by RNA polymerase II. The record is from RefSeq and is a predicted model, not a curated record. Lineage: Eukaryota; Metazoa; Chordata; Mammalia; Eulipotyphla; Talpidae. The transcript has 5 exons.